Molecule: messenger RNA, 3386 nt
Organism: Amoebophrya sp. A120
Lineage: Eukaryota; Dinophyceae; Syndiniales; Amoebophryaceae
Source: the annotation of a GenBank genome assembly
CGAGCGUUCCACCGCUGCGCAACGCGCAACCAGCGCACCAAAGGAUGCAAAGGCGGGCAGCAAGCGCCGCAACCGCUCUGCGCCGCCUUCAAGAAUAUUGCGGCUCCCGGGGUCUUCCGCCCUUUUUGGUGGCGGAAUCGCGACCGGAGGUCAGCUCAGCCGCGACAAACCGCGACCGAAAGGAGCGCCGCAGCGAACGAUCGGAGAUGUGCUUCCGCGGUACGUCGCAGAUUUGGAAGAUAGUCGGCUGCCUCGGUACACAGACAAUUUUGACCAGGUCCUGGAAGAGUAUGUUUCACGCGGAGCGGCGACCGCCAGUGCAGAGGACCUACACGCCAUGUUUUUUGCAGGAUUAUCGAUUCGCGACAGUCCCACCCACAAGGCCUCGCCAAAGUCGUUCGACCCCCCCGGACGCCUCGCACGAAGCAAACCCGCGGACCAGCUGGACUCGCAAAAACCGAGCAAAAAGUCCUCUCCGCUGGAGCGGGCCAUGAAAGCAGAGGCGGAAAAGUCUCUCUCCGGACCGUCGGCAAAGAAACCUCCAGCGUUUGUAGCCCCUUCGAGGACGAUCUUGGACACGGAUACCGCUACUAGUAGAGGAAAUGCAAGUUCGUCCGCUACUCGCCCCGUAAGCGCGGCUGCAGCGUCAUCGAAUCCCGAGAGACGUCCUGGAGCCACGGCUGCUGCGCGUCCGACCACCCCCCCAGCUGCACCGAUGAAUGAUUACACGCCAAAGCAAGUAUCUUCAGAUGCAACAAGUACCAGAAAAACCGACAGCACUCAACGCCCACGUGCCCCAGGAACAGCUUCUGAAACUGCUAAUACGAAGAAAAAGUUCACGAAAAUUGUGCACCAGGAAGCUCCUGACACCAUGGACCCGGACUUUGCGGCAACAAGGUUGCAGGCCUAUGUCCGGGGUCGACGUGUGCGAAAGGACCUGCACAAUUACAUCCUGAGUUUCUACGCAGACGAGAACAACACGGACGGUGCUCAGCCAGGCGUACCCUUAAUGUGGACCGGGAGCGAGAUGAAGCCAGUGCUGAGCGAAACAGACGCGGAUCCACUGAGCGAAACUAAAGGCCGGAGCCGGUCGCGCAGUCCAGUCAAGGAGGAACUAUCCCGGCCGAGCAGUGCUCCUGCAGGAGGGCGCGCGGGAAGUCGCGGAGGGAGGUUGCAGUUCGGGUGGACAGCAACGGAGAUGGCCGAGGACCAGGAAAACAUCCGGGCCGCGAACCGAUCGCCUGCAAGAGCACGAGCACCAGAAAUGUUGCAGUUUUCGGUCGGGGAACAAAGGCAAAGACAAGCGCACGAGCGGGACGAGUCCAGUCCGCUAGGAAGGACGAGGAGUGACAACGAACGAUCAGAAGAGGAAUUUCCCUUGACCACUGCCGACAUUGACCCUCUCAUGGACUUCGCUCGCUCCGUGGAGGAGGUGGAACAGGAUGACCAUGGUAAAACCCAAUUUGCGUAAUUGCUUUUGCUUGGCAACAUGAUCAGCGUCAAGAAUCUCUCAUGAAUUUUUUACGUAUACGAAGAUCAGCAAUGCCCCCUCAGGACCUGGUUCUCCGGUCAUUCAUUUGAAUUGCAUGUCGAUUUUCCAAAAACGAAACGCCAAAACUUCUCAGGAAUCCUUCCCUCCGGCGAGUCCGCGUUGGAACGGGUUCGUCGGCGGCGCGAACGGAAGGCUGCACUGCUGCACCAGCAAGGCCGCAAUUUGGAUCGCGCCCGACCACCCUCCCGUGGUGGACACCGCGCACAACAAGCGCGGCCGCCGUCGCGCGGCGGGGAGUCGUGGCAACCGCUUGGUCAAACAACGCCGCCGGCAUACGAGCAGGCCACGCCCGAGCAACUGACACAGUACGCGCAGCUGCACAAAGAGUACGAUCUCUCUAUCGCGGACGUGCUAACCCGCCAGCUCGGAGCAACGCUAAACGCCCCGGAGCCGGCGAACACCGUGGACGGCCUGGAGGAAGCGGUGACCGCAGAAGAGGGCAACCUGGACUCCAUCGCACCGGCCGCCUCCGAGAUCCGGGUCACGAACCCGGAAGUAGAGAACGCGCGCGGCGAGCGCAGCGCGCUGUCCGAAUCGGAAGAGGUGCUUCGGGGGGAUUCGUUCUUCGAAAGCAUCGCUAACCAACCCGUUACGGUGAUUCGUCCGCCCGCCGCUCCAGUCGUUUCAGAUGCGGUUGAGGAAACUACUUCUGGGGCAGGAGCGGCAGCUGCACUAAGGGUAUGUCUAUGUAUUAAGGGUUGUGCUGCCAUUUGCUCCGACAACUUCAACUACUUUAACUGCUUCCAGCACAAAUAAAGCAGCAGUUUACAUUCUUCAUUGACAUUGUCCUUAACGCAGCACCUGCAUACUUAGAAUGAAACUAGUGUUUUUAUCGUACUAGUACUGCUACUGAGCGCAUAUUUUUAUUUCUAUUUUCAGGCACCCGAGUUGGAUGACGGGUCCUCUCGUGCGUUAGACGCAACUCUUCCAGCAGCGAGUUCUACUGCCGUCGAAGAAGUAUCCUCCGGAAGUGCUGGCGAAGCUUUGGAUCUCACGUCCACUAAGCGGGAGGACGAGGGCUUCACGUUGGCUGUGCUGCCGGAGGCCGAGCAGAAGUCAGAGGUGCCCCGGUUCUCUCCGGACGAGCUGCAGGACCAGUUUGUCACAAGCUUGGCCCUGCUCGACACCAUCGAGGCGCAAGAGCAGAUGGCCAACGACCUGGUGACGCGGCGCGCCCAGGCGUACGAGCGGCAAACGGAGGUGGUCACCGCCGUGGCCGUACAGCAGGAGAUGAUAGAGGAGCACCAGGAGGUACAGGAGCAGAUGAUGGAGGACUUUUUCCACGUGGCGGAGCGCACCAGACAGCAAACGCUCGCGGAACUGACCCAGGAAACCGUGAUCGCACAGGAAAUGGUGCAGCAGCGAUCGCUGCAGCAGGAGAAGGAGGAGCUGGAGCGGAAACAGAGACAAAUCAAGCAGGAAAAGGAGGAACAGGAAGCGAAGCUUGCGGCCGAGCGCGAGGCCCUACAAAAGGAGAAAGAGGCGUGGGCCGAGGAACGCCGGGAGACCAUGGAGCGGUGGAAACAGGACACUGAAAACCUGAAAGAGCAGCUGCUGGCGCAGACCGUCGGUUCCUCGCUGCUGGCAGGAGGAGGAGAAAAUGUAGCAAGUGCGGCGACUAAACAGCAGUCCCUGUCCACCAGUUCUUCCUCCUCCACGCCAGCCGUGAACCGCAGCAAGGACGGCGCGGACGAGGAGAAGGCGGGGCUGGAGCCAAGCCCGGGCUCGGGAACAAGAACGGGAGCGCUAGGGUUCGGCACGAGCGCCGACGGCGAGUUCUCUCUCCAGGAGAUGGCCUCGUCGUCUUCAGGGCUGAACCAACAAGGCUUGAUCG